Molecule: messenger RNA, 1113 nt
Organism: Sphenostylis stenocarpa
Lineage: Eukaryota; Viridiplantae; Streptophyta; Magnoliopsida; Fabales; Fabaceae
Source: the annotation of a GenBank genome assembly
AUGGAGCUGUCUCUGAGACUCACUCCUCCCCCUUCGAGUUCAACUUCAUCGCUUCCUGCAGCGCUUGCUCACUGCUCCAAGCUAUGUGAAUUUCAACCCCGGAAAAAGAAGAACGCGUGUUUUGACGCGCCUAGGCUUUGGGUGCGUUGUGUGAAGGCUUCGGCGGAGAGAAGCGGCGAUGCAAUCGAUGAUGGGGAGACUCGAACCGGAUUCACCACACCUGCCAUGGAGGUCACCACAUUCAAUCGCAGCACUUUCAACGACGCUGACUUUCCCGUUUGGGAAAAGAUUGGUGCUGUCGUCAGACUCAGUUAUGGCAUCGGGAUUUACGGUGCCAUGGCUGUUGCGGGGAGUUUUAUUUGUUCGAUUACAGGAAUUGACUCUCUGGGGGGUUUCCAUCUAUCGUUAGAUGCCAUUUUGAAAGGGCUUGGAUAUGCAGCUCCUCCAAUUAUGGCCCUUUUGUUUAUACUCGAUGACGAAGUGGUGAAACUAUCACCCCAUGCCCGUGCCAUCAGAGAUGUAGAGGAUGAAGAACUGUGGAGCUUUUUCUACGGGAUGUCCCCUUGGCAGUUUAUAUUGAUGGUUGCUGCAAGUUCAGUUGGAGAGGAGCUCUUCUACAGGGCUGCUGUUCAGGGGGCAUUGGCUAAUAUAUUUUUGAGAGGCAGUAAUCUUAUAACAGAUGCUCAAGGAAUGGCAUCAUUGACUGGUGUGCUGCCUCCAUUUGUUCCAUUUGCUCAGGCAUUUGCAGCUGUUCUUACAGCUGUGCUUACUGGAUCUCUAUAUUACAUGGCUGCCUCUCCUAAAGAUCCUACUUAUGUUGUUGCACCUGUUUUACAAUCUCGCUCUGGUCGUCAAGAUUUGAAAAAGCUGUUUGAAGCCUGGUAUGAGAAACGGCAAAUGAAAAAAAUUUAUUCCCCACUUCUGGAAGGACUGCUGGCCCUCUACCUAGGUUUUGAGUGGAUCCAGACUGAUAACAUUCUUGCUCCCAUUAUCACACAUGGCAUAUACUCCACUGUGAUAUUGGGACAUGGACUUUGGAAGAUAAAUGACCACCGGCGUAGACUACGUCAGAGAAUCCAAAAGCUAAAAUUAGAAGAAAAAAACACCAACUAG